UCGCUUCGCACUUCUCGGUCAAUCUCAUCCUUGUAUUUGCUAAAUACACAAUCACGAUAAGCACAAUUAAGUCAAAUAAAGCAUUAAACAUAGCUAUUCUUAUCAUCUGCAACGACAAACAUGGGAAGCACAGAGAGUCGCCAACUUCGGCCUGCCCACACAAUUACGAACGCGGUGUUGAUAAUUCCAACGGCUUUUGUCGGGCUUGUCGAUGCUCUCGCCAAUUUGAAAAGGGACGGAAAGGAGACGGACGAAACAGAAUUUUUGUACGAACUUUUCCAAGUCUAUGACAAAAUUAAUGGGACGGAUUUACAUGCCCAGUUUAAGAAGGCUAUUGACGCCGCCAGGAAAUCGGGACAACGUCAGGUUAACUGGACCGAGUUGCAUAAGUCCAUGCCCGGGGUGAAAGGUCAAGGGUACUCUGCCACGAUUUCCUGGGUGUGCAACGCCCUCAUGGCCAGCGCCGACAAGUUGGAAGAGGUCGACAUCGCCCGCCUCUUCCACUUGGCAAAGAAAGUGUGUCAAUGGCGGGAAGGGGAAAUGAGUCGCCACGGCGGUGGGGACACAGGUCAUCAACACGCCUUCAAACUAUGGGAAGCAGUCAGGGACUUGCUGAAGGAGUUCAUUUUCGCCAAAAAGUGGAAGGAUGAUUUGUAAAUAAAUAAACAAGGUUUCGAGACAGAUUUCAGAUUUUGUAUUCUUAUCAAUUCGAUAACAUAUGUAUAUAAU
Folsomia candida is the source of this 729-nucleotide messenger RNA. RefSeq lists its product as uncharacterized. The record is from RefSeq and is a predicted model, not a curated record. Lineage: Eukaryota; Metazoa; Arthropoda; Collembola; Entomobryomorpha; Isotomidae. The transcript is spliced from 3 exons. Bases 121 to 657 code for a protein of 178 amino acids.